Molecule: messenger RNA, 4330 nt
Organism: Sphaerodactylus townsendi
Lineage: Eukaryota; Metazoa; Chordata; Lepidosauria; Squamata; Sphaerodactylidae
Gene: FMN2
Product: formin 2
Exons: 12
Coding region: 181-4224 (1347 amino acids)
Biological process (GO): intracellular transport
Cellular component (GO): nucleus; cytoplasm; endoplasmic reticulum membrane
Source: RefSeq, a predicted model, not a curated record
ACAUUAUGCAAAAAGGCAGCUCGAGCAGCUGGGAGAGAGGCAGAGCAAGCCUUUGCUCCACUUGCAUCACGGCCGCUUGAAAACAAGCCUGGAUUACUCGAUGGGCUCUCGCUGCCAGGCCAGCUGAAUGAAGCCGAGCGGCAUGGCUUGAUUUCUGACGUAGCAGGAUUGCUAAACAACAUGGGGAAUCAGGAUGGAAAGCUGAAGAGAAAUGCAGGUGAUGUGCAUGAAGGAGGCGAGGAUGCUUCUGGGCCUAGGGAUGCAGAAGGCACAAAGAAGGGAUCAGGAAGCAAAAAGGGACUGGGGAGGUACGGCAAAGGGGGUGAAUCCGGCAAAAAGAAGGGAAAGUCAGAGUCCAGGGCAUCUGUGUUUUCCAAUCUAAGGAUCAGAAAAAAUCUGUCCAAGGCUAAAGAUGGAAACAGCAGCUCGAGAGAGGAUGUUUUAGAAAGCCAGGCCUCACAAACGGGAGAGCUGGACAGCGCUCAUUCAAUUCUUACCAAAACUCCUGAUAUAAGCAUUUCUGCUGAUGAAGCGGGGCUCUCGGACACAGAUGUGGAACAUUUUGAGAUUACAAAUGAAACUCGUCCAGCUGCUGCUGAACCGCAGGAUGGACAAAGGACCAGCUCCGGCUCGGAUACGGAUAUAUACAGUUUCCAUUCAGCUACUGAACAAGAGGAUUUGCUUUCUGAUAUCCAGCAGGCUAUUAGACUGCAACUGCAGCAGCAGCAGGGGGCAAUUAACAUUGGAACGGAGCAGCAUGGCACCAAAACAAUGGAUCUACACAUGGCUAAUUCUCAAGCUACCCCCUUAGAUUUUGAAAGGUUUCUUUCAGUAAGCAGCGACAAAGACAGCAGUCCAGAUACUGAGCAGGCUGUCUCGGCAAAAUCGGAAAUUGCAGGAUAUAUCCUCGCUUGUGAUGCUGAAGUGAAGGAAGAGGCAAAUAACAUGGGAUUUCCCUACAGUAGUGUGUUUGAUACAGAGGACCACAGGCGAUUGCCAGAGGAGCAAGAGCAACCUGCUGGUGAAGUAAAAGAUCUCAUCCUUUCAAAUGCUACAGUGACUGAAAAUGGGACUCUGCUAGGCAGUUCUGUGUUUAAUUUUCCAUCCCCAGUGGGAGAGUCAGAGACUGAAGUAAUAGAUAUUGAAUCUGCAGGUUCAGGAAUAGGGGGUAAUAUAGCAGAUGCAGACCACAUUCAGGUUGAUGGAGCCAAAGAAAGAAAAUCUAGUGUGUCCAAGAAGAAUGGAUUUUUCAUUAAAAAUGGUACUUUCCCCUCCGAGGACAGCCCAAGCAGUCCUGCGCUUAGUUCCAAAUGUUUCAAGUCUUAUCCUCCCAUAAACCCAUGUUACAUCAAAACUACCACAAGGCAGCUGAGUUCUCCAAACCAUUCACCUUCUCUCUCCCCAUCCCAGAGUCCACUUUUUAAAAGGAGGCGUGAGUCCUCUCACCGAAAAGAGAGCAACUCAACCAAGAAGCAGAGGUCAGCUAGUUUGGCCAGUUCAUUCAGCCGCUCAGCAGACUGGACAGAUGAAAUUUCGGAUCAUCGAGGUGAAAUAGCUCACAAGUCAGGGUCUGCAGACUUCUUGGAGUACAGGAGGAUAAGAGAUGGCUUUUUAGGAGAGAGAAUGUCUUUGAAUAAUUCAAGAAAGUCCUCAGGGAUGACGCUUUCAAGUGACACCUUCCCCAAUGUGUUCAGAGGCCGAACUCUACUGGAAAAGCUGUCUAGCCAGCAGGAAAAUGCACCACAAGAGGAAGCUGAGAAGCUUUGUUCUUGGAUCAUUGCAAUGGGUCUACUUCUCCCCUUCAGUGAUUGUUUCAGAGAACCAUGUAGUCAAAGUGCACAACAAAGUGCACCAACCUUUGAUCAAGAUCAGCUUUAUACUUGGGCUGCAGUCAACCAACCCACACAUUCAUCAGAUUACAUCGAAGGGCGAUUUCCAAGGAGAAUUCCAUCAGUGUGGCCACCGCCAAAGCCUCCAGAUGAAGAGCAGACAGUGAAACAAACAGAAAAAGAAAAUGCACAAGCAUUGGAAGAUGCUACAGUGGAAACAGAGACAGAAUAUACAGAGGAUGUUCAGGUGCAGGAAGAUGUCAUAAUGAAAUCAAAAGAGCGUGCAAAUGAAAUUCAGCGGCUUGAGCAGACUAUACAAGAUCUGAAAUCAAAAAUUGCAGAGUUAGAGAAACAGUUUCCAACAGCAGAGUUGCCAAUUUCUUCUAGAACUCAGUGGGAUGAGAUGAAUCAACCAACUUCUGAAGGGCUCUCUGACGCAAGGCUUCAUGAGAAGGAACCAUGUACCCCAUCUAAAACAAUAACUGCAAAGUCAGUGCAGACUUCACCAACAGAAGAUUGUUUGAUGCACACAAUGCCUUCAGCCAAUACACUGCCACAACUUCUCAAAGGGGAUGCAAGUCAAGGGACAACUCAACUAUUGCCAACGCUUGAGCCGCAAACAACAUUUUGCUCAGAAAUAUCUUUAGUUCUCUCACCAAAACAGAUUUCAGUACAGUUGGAUAUUGCCCAAGAUAAACAACCUAUGUUACAGCCUUCAGGACAAGAUGCUAAUUUAUUACCAUCUGAGGAAUUUGUAUCAUCCUAUCCACCUUUAAAUACUGAGACAAUUACCUGCAGUGAACAUUCCCCAUUCUUAUCUUCUCAUCCCAGUUCCAGCUACCCCAUUGGACUGUCUGGCACAGAAGGACUGUCUAGUUCCCUGCCUGGAGCAGGUGGCCUGAUUUUAACCUCAUCUGACUCAGGUGUAAUACCUCCACCACCACCCCUACCUGCUUCAGGAUAUCCCCUGUCUUCAUCUUGCACAGUGCCACCUCCUGCACCACCAUUGCCUGGGGAAGGUAUUCCUCCACCACCUCUGCCGGGAAUGGGCAUGCCUCCUCCUGCCUCUGUUGUGUGUUUUGCAACCAUCCCACCUGCACCUCCUUUACCCAUGGAUAUCCCACCUCCACCAUCUUUUUCUGGAAUGAGAGUGCCACCCCCUCCACCUUUGCCAGGGGCAGCUAUUCCGCCUGCACCACCACUGCCUGGCAUAGGUGGUCCACUCUUUUCUAUACCUCCCACUGGAUUGCAGAUACCUCCAACAUCCCUACCUUUGGCAACGAUGGCAGUGCCACCACCUCCACCUCUACCAGGAAUGGGAGUGCCUCCACCUCCUCCACCUUUACCAGACAUGGGGGCACAACCUCCUCCCCCCCCUUUCCUGGGAAUGCCACCCAUUCCCCCACCUCCACCUUUGCCAGGCAUGGGUUUGCCACCUCCUCCCCCACCUUUACCUGGUGCAGGAGCUCCCCCUCCUCCUCCACCUAUACCUGGUGCAGGUGUUCCUCCUCCUCCUCCACCUUUGCCAGGCAUGAAUAUGCCACCCUUUCCCCCACCUUUGCUUGGUGCUGGAGCUCCUCCCCCUCCUCCCCCUUUGCCUGGUGCUGGAGCUCCUCCCCCUCCUCCCCCUUUGCCUGGUGCGGGAGACCCUCCUCCUCCCCCACCUUUUCCUGGUAUGGGUGUGCCACCUUCGCCAACUGCUAACUUUCCUCACGUUUCUGGGUUUCCUCAACCUCCCUUGCCAACUGGUUUAUUUGUAAUGGGGAUGCACCAGGAAAAAGGGAGCAGGAAACAUGCAAUAGAACCUUCUCGACCAAUGAAGCCUCUUUAUUGGACAAGAAUUCAGCUGCAUAAUAAAAGAGAUUCUAGUGCUUCACUUGUGUGGGAAAAAAUUGAAGAGCCUUCCAUAGAUUAUCAUGAAUUUGAAGAACUGUUUUCUAAAACAGCUGUUAAAGAGAGGAAGAAACCCAUUUCGGACACCAUUACAAAGACAAAGAACAAGCAAGUUGUCAAGCUGUUGAGCAACAAAAGGUCACAAGCAGUUGGGAUAUUAAUGUCCAGUCUUCAUUUGGAUAUGAAAGAUAUACAACAUGCUGUUGUGAACUUGGACAACUCUGUAGUUGACUUAGAGACCCUUCAAGCCCUUUAUGAAAAUAGAGCACAAUCUGAUGAACUGGAAAAAAUAGAAAAACAUGGCAAGUCAAGUAAGGAAAAAGAGAAUGCCAAAUCAUUGGACAAGCCUGAACAAUUUCUUUAUGGAGCUGUCUCUAAUUCCCAACUUCCUCAAAACGAGUUUUUUUUGUAUCCUGUUCCAAAUCAAACAUUUUCAGAAAUGGUAUUUCCUCCAUCCAUUGCACAGACUUGGGUGGCUUUAGAAACAUGUGUCAGACACUGAAAAGUGGCUCAGGAGUGAUGCGAGUUUUAGGCUUGGUCCUUGCCUUUGGAAAUUACAUGAAUGGAGGAAACAGGACACGAGGUCAGGCAGAUGGCUUUGGAUUAGA